GUGGCGCGGGAGCUGCCGGCGAUGUCUGCGUCUCCGGGGAAGGAGCGCCGCGCCUGGGGAGGAGGCGGUGGCUGGAGGAGCGCGAGCAGUGGCAACCCUGUCCGGGGCCGCGAGGUUCGCCGGGGCCGCCGGAGGACUGAGCGGCUGUAGCGAUGGAGCAGCUUUCAGAUGAAGAAAUUGACCAUGGUGCUGAAGAAGACAGUGACAAGGAAGACCAGGACCUGGACAAAAUGUUUGGAGCCUGGCUUGGGGAACUGGACAAACUCACUCAGACUUUGGAUUCUGACAAACCCAUAGAACCAGUGAAAAGAUCUCCUCUUCGCCAGGAAACAAACAUGGCCAAUUUUUCUUAUCGUUUCUCCAUAUACAACUUGAAUGAAGCUCUGAAUCAGGGAGAGACUGUUGAUCUGGAUGCCCUGAUGGCCGAUCUUUGCUCUAUAGAGCAGGAGCUCAGCAGUAUUGGUUCAGGAAAUAGUAAGUGUCAAGUCACAGAAACAAAAACUACUCAGAAAUUACCUGCUAACCGACAUACAUCAAAACAUGGCACCUUGAAAGGAUUAUCUUCUUCAUCUAAUAGGAUAACUAAACCUUCUCAUGCUAACUACUCUCUAGAUGACAUCACUGCACAAUUAGAACAGGCCUCCUUGAGCAUGGACGAGGCUGCUCAGCAAUCUCUACUAGAAGAUACUAAGCCCUUAGUAACUAAUCAGCACAGAAGAACCGCAUCAGCAGGCACAGUGAGUGAUGCUGAAGUUCGCUCUAUUAGUAACUCCUCACGUUCUAGCAUCACGUCUGCAGCCUCCAGCAUGGAUUCUUUGGAUAUUGAUAAAGUGACACGCCCUCAAGAACUGGAUUUGACAUCUCAGGGGCAGCCAAUUACUGAGGCUUUGAGUUGAACCGUUGUGCUCUGC
Messenger RNA from Marmota monax (woodchuck), 911 nucleotides. Its product is annotated as ras-associated and pleckstrin homology domains-containing protein 1-like. The coding region runs from base 153 to 896 and encodes 247 amino acids. The transcript is spliced from 2 exons. Gene Ontology annotation, cellular component: plasma membrane; cytosol. Lineage: Eukaryota; Metazoa; Chordata; Mammalia; Rodentia; Sciuridae. The record is from RefSeq and is a predicted model, not a curated record.